UAUAAAUUUAUUAUUGUAAAAUAAUUAUAAUUAUUUUGAAAAAGAUGAAAAAGUUCUAAGGUACUUAUUAAGGUUUCUGCUAAGUUAAAUUUUUUCUUAUGAAUAUGACCACUGUCAAUGAUCCGGAGAUUGCCUAUGAAAUGUUAAUACACAGAAAAAUAAUGUUUCUAAUAUUGUUAAUAAUUACUUUUCUAGGAAUACAUUCAGCUAAUUACAAUUUAUCACAAGAAUUAACAACAAUUUCACCAUUAUCUUGUGAUGCCAUCAAAGACACCUCAAUGAGAUUGAACAGAGAAAAUUAUGAGAUUCAGAAAGGAAUAUAUCUUUUACCAUUGAAUCAAGAGUUCAAAAAUCAUCAGAAUAUAAAUGGAUUAAAAUCCAAUAAUUUAAAGAAUCACGAAACAAUUGCUACAUCCUUAAAAUCAAUAUUUGAACUGUCAAAAGAAGGUAAAGGAUGGUUUCAACAAAUGCCUGAUAAAAGUCUGAGAAAAAGAAAUGUAGACGAUACAAAUAAUAGGAAAAAAAUUAUAUCAAAACGCAAACAGAAGAAAGCAAAAGUGUUAGGUCGUUUACUGAGGAACAAUAUUUGGAUUAAAAACUAUGAAGAUAUUCAAGAUGAUUAUAUGGAAGAUGAAGAUGAUUAUUCUAUAAAUAUGAGCCGGAAGAAAAUGAAAUGGGAGGAUUUUCGAAACGAAGAUGGUGCAAGUGUAAUGGAAUUAAUUGCUUUGAAUGCGAGACACAAGACGAACAUGCAUCAAGCACGGAAUAACAAUUAAUAUUACCGAAAAAUUAAGACAUUUUUAUUAUUAUUUUCAUUUUUACUACUUAAUGACAUAUUUACAUUAUUAUACGUAAAUUACAUAUAACAAAAUUCAUAAAUAGUUAAUUCAGGACUGAAUUAAGAUUUCUGGUGCACCGGAGCAAUCAAACCUUGGAAGCUUAGUGUAAUUUAAACUAAAAUAAUUAUUAUUCAAUUAUCUUUAUGAAAUAAUUAUUUUAGACUGCUGCCAAUAACUGUACACGUCGAUGUUAAACAAAAUUCGUAAGGCAAAAGAAAUAUCUGUAUUUCUGUUUCGAAUAAACUAGUGAUUGUUUGUACAAUUGUUCAUGGAUGAUACAGUUGCUCCAAGUUGUUUUUACAGACGACAAUAAAAAAAAAGUAAAAAAGAAUCAGUGAGUCUCAUAAU
This is a messenger RNA of Osmia lignaria (orchard mason bee), 1187 nucleotides long. RefSeq lists its product as uncharacterized. NCBI's taxonomy places the organism in Eukaryota, Metazoa, Arthropoda, Insecta, Hymenoptera, Megachilidae. The record is from RefSeq and is a predicted model, not a curated record.